GCAAUCUCCCAUCCUAGACCAUCUCCAGUGUCAAUGUCAAAUGAUCCUGGAUCAGCUGUAUACGCUCGAUCUACCUCUAAAAUCCACUCAGACGGGAGGAGAAAACCUAGACUGGGAUAAGGAAGGCGGCGAGAAAAGUCCCCUAAUGAGGAUAGAAAUCACUCACACAGCACAACUGUUUCCAGAAUGAAUUCCCUUACAGGACGGACCGCGUCGCUUCUCUUAAGACGUGCUGCGACAGCGGCUGGUGUGCCCUCUUUUCAGGCGGUGAGGGUCUGCCAUGGCGAGGCGAGUCGCAAACGCACCGUUAGCACCAAGAAGCGCGGCUAUGACAUCACCAGGAACCCUCACCUGAACAAGGGAAUGGCGUUCACCUUAGAGGAGCGCUUACAGCUGGGCAUCCACGGCCUGCUUCCCCCUUGCUUCCUGUCCCAGGAUGUCCAAGUGCUCCGUGUCAUGAAGAGCUAUGAAACACGCUCGAAUCCUCUGGACAAGUACAUCCUGCUGAUGACGCUGCAGGACAGGAACGAGAAGCUGUUCUAUCGAGUGCUGACCUCUAAUAUCGAGGAGUUCAUGCCAAUCGUGUACACGCCCACUGUGGGCUUGGCCUGCCAACAGUACGGCCUGGCCUUCAGGAGGCCGCGAGGACUCUUCAUCACCAUUCAUGACAGAGGCCACAUUGCCACCGUGCUCAACUCCUGGCCUGAAGAGGACAUUAAGGCGAUCGUGGUGACAGAUGGCGAGCGAAUUCUCGGCCUGGGCGACCUGGGCAGCUACGGCAUGGGCAUUCCCGUCGGGAAGCUGGCACUCUACACGGCCUGUGGCGGAGUACGGCCGCAACAGUGCCUUCCUGUGUUGUUGGAUGUGGGCACAGACAACCAGAACCUGCUCAAUGACCCCCUGUACAUCGGCCUGAAGCACAAAAGGAUCCGGGGAAAGGAAUACGACGCACUUGUCGACGAGUUCAUGCAGGCGGUGACGGACAAGUACGGCAUGAGCUGCCUGAUCCAGUUUGAAGACUUUGCCAACAGCAACGCUUUCCGCAUCCUCAACAAGUACAGGAAUCGUUACUGUACCUUCAACGACGACAUCCAAGGCACGGCCUCUGUCGCGGUCGCCGGGAUCUUGGCGGCUUUGAAGAUCACCAAAAACAAACUGCUAGACCACACCUUCGUUUUCCAGGGCGCCGGCGAGGCUGCUUUGGGGAUCGCUCACCUGCUGAUAAUGGCCAUGGCCAAAGAGGGCGUGUCCCGGGAAGAAGCCGCCAAAAGGAUCUGGAUGGUGGACUCCAAAGGUCUCAUCGUCAAGGGGAGAAGUCAUCUGAACCACGAAAAGCAGGAGUUUGCACAUGAGCAUCCUCACCUUAAGACCCUAGAGGAGGUGGUGCACACAAUCAAACCCACCGCCAUCAUCGGAGUCGCUGCCAUCGCAGGGGCGUUCACCGAGAAGAUCAUCAGAGACAUGGCGUCUUUUAACGAGAGGCCCAUCAUCUUCGCCCUGAGUAACCCCACCAGCAAGGCCGAGUGCACGGCGGAGCAGUGCUACACGCUCACCCAGGGCAAAGGUAUCUUCGCCAGCGGGAGUCCCUUCGACAAGGUGACGCUGGCCGACGGCCGCACCUUUUAUCCCGGACAAGGAAACAACGCCUACGUCUUCCCCGGGGUGGCACUGGGGGUCAUAGCCUGCGGAGUUCGCCACAUAUCAGAUGACAUCUUCCUGACUACAGCAGAGGCCAUCGCCGACAUGGUGACGGAGGAGCACUUGGCUGAGGGACGACUCUACCCUCCUCUCAACUCCAUCAGGGAGGUGUCCUUUAAGAUUGCACUCAAGGUGGUCAACUACGCGUACACACACAACAUGGCGUCGCUGUACCCCGAGCCCAAGGACAAGGAGGCGUUUGUCCUCUCUCACAUUUACAGCCCCGACUACGACUCCUUCACGCUGGACACGUACUCCUGGCCGCAGGAAGCCAUCAAUGUACAAGAUGUGUGACGUCAUCACGUGAAGACCAAUACACCUGCUAUGCUUCUUCUGGGUACUUUUCUACUGACUCGCCAUCUUUACAGCGCAAGUGGAACAAGUGGUCUGAAAGGCAGCAAAGAAAAAAAGUGCAUUGAAUACCAUACAAACAAAUAUACACAACUACUUGUUGAUAUAAAUACCUACAACAUAAACAACCUACUGUUGAAUUAAUUAAAUACAGUACGACAAACAACUAGCUGUUGAUUUAAAUACUGAACAACAUCAACAAAUAGCUGUUGAUUUAAUUCCGUACAACAUAAACAACUAGGUGUUGGUUUAACUACUGAACAACAUAAACAACUAGAUGUUGAUUUAAUACUGAACAACAUAAACAACUAGAUGUUGAUUUAAUACUGAACAACGUAAAACUACUGAUGUUGAUUGAAUACAAUACAACAUAAACAACUAGCUGUUUGUUUAAAUACUGAACAAUAUGAACUACUAGAUGUUGAUUUAUUACAAUACGACCUAAACAAUUAGCUGUUGGUUUAAUAUGAUACAACCUAAACAACUAGCGGUUGGUUUACGUAUUGAACAACAUAAACAACUAGCUGUUGGUUUAAUAGCGUACAUCAGAAACAAUUAGCUGUUGUUGUAAAUUACGUACAACAUCAACAACUAGCUGUUGGUUUAAAUAACAUACAACACAACCAACUAGCUGUUGAUGUAAGUAUUGUACAAUAUAAACUGGCUGUUAAUGUAAGUAUUGUACAAUAUAAACAACUGGCUGUUGAUGUAAGUAUUGUAGAAUAUAAACAACUAGCUGUUGCUUGAAAUACUGUACAACCUAAACAACUAGCUGUUGGUUUAAAUACUGUACAACAUAAACAACUAGGUGUUGGUUUAACUACGGAACAACAUAAACAAAUGUUGAUUUAAUACUGAACAACAUAAACAACUAGCUGUUGGUUUAAAUACUGAACAACAUAAACUAGUAGAUGUUGAUUGAAUACAAUACAACAAAAAACCGCUGUUGGUUUAAAUACUGAACAACAUAAACUACUAGAUGUUGAUUUAAUACAAUACAACAGAAACAAUUAGCUUUUGGUUUAAUAUGAUACAACAUAAUUAGCUUUUGGUUUAAUAUGAUACAACAUAAACAACUAGCGGUUGGAUUAAAUACUGAACAAACAACUAGCUGUUGGUUUAAUAGCAUACAUCAAAAACAAUUAGCUGUUGGUGUAAAUACCGUACAACAUCAACAACUAGCUGUUGGUUUAAAUAACAUACAACACAAACAACUAGCUGUUGAUGUAAGUAUUGUACAAUAUAAACAACUGGCUGUUGAUGUAAGUAAUGUACAAUAUUAACAACCAGCUGUUGGUUUAAAUAUUGCACAACAUAAGCUGGCUGUUGGUUUAAAUACUGUACAAACAUAAACAACUAGCUGUUGGUUUAAUACAAUACAACAACAACUAGCUGUUUGUUUAAAUACUGUACAACAUAAAAAACUACCUGUUGGUUUAAAUAACAUACAACAUCAACAACUAGCUGCUGGUUUAAAUAACAUACAUCACAAACACCUAUCUGUUGAUUGAAUACCAUACAAUAUAAACAACUAGCUGUUGGUUUGAAUACGUACAACAUAAACAACUAUCUGUUGAUUUAAUACCAUACAAUAUAAACAACUAGCUGUUGGUUUGAAUACGUACAACAUAAACAAAAUUCUGUUGAUUUAAUACCAUACAAUAUAAACAACUAGCUGUUGGUUUAAAUACGUACAACAUAAACAACUAGCUGUUGAUGUAAAUAUUGUACAAUGUAAACUAGCUGUUGGUUUAAAUACUGUACAACAUAAACAACUAGCUGUUAAUUUUCCAAGGUAUUUUCCUGCUGCAAGAGCAACAUACUGGGAACCUCCAAGGUCACACUCCAUCCCAUGACCACUCCUACUUAAAGGCCCAGCGUGUUAUCGUGUUUACUGCGGUCACAUGCUAAGCUAACCGCUUGCCACUUCUACUCGAUUUUGUCAAGUUUGACAUGUUAGUGUAGUUUUGUACUGCAGGGGAGUGUGAUUGUGUGUUGUUUUUUUCUUGUCUGCCUUCAAGUUUGGGUGAAAGUGUUCGAUUUGAGUGUGACUGGUGUAAGUUUUCCAAGGGAACAUUAAACUCUAUAUUGAUAUAUA
This is a messenger RNA of Nerophis ophidion (straightnose pipefish), 4147 nucleotides long. It is a transcript of the gene me3, whose product is annotated as malic enzyme 3, NADP(+)-dependent, mitochondrial. Gene Ontology annotation, biological process: malate metabolic process; pyruvate metabolic process. NCBI's taxonomy places the organism in Eukaryota, Metazoa, Chordata, Actinopteri, Syngnathiformes, Syngnathidae. Gene Ontology annotation, molecular function: malate dehydrogenase (decarboxylating) (NAD+) activity; NAD binding; malate dehydrogenase (decarboxylating) (NADP+) activity. The coding region runs from base 187 to 1992 and encodes 601 amino acids. The transcript is spliced from 15 exons. Gene Ontology annotation, cellular component: mitochondrion. The record is from RefSeq and is a predicted model, not a curated record.